This is a messenger RNA of Tigriopus californicus, 1691 nucleotides long. Its product is annotated as alpha-(1,3)-fucosyltransferase C-like. Gene Ontology annotation, cellular component: membrane. The transcript has 5 exons. Gene Ontology annotation, molecular function: alpha-(1->3)-fucosyltransferase activity. The record is from RefSeq and is a predicted model, not a curated record. Bases 1 to 1374 code for a protein of 457 amino acids. Lineage: Eukaryota; Metazoa; Arthropoda; Copepoda; Harpacticoida; Harpacticidae.
AUGUGCAAGAUCCUCUUGAAAUCGAGUAGCAGAGGGUUGAGUGUUUUUCAUUUGGUGAAUGCGGUGCACCAUGUCCCGGAAGAAGACCGAUGUACGGUACAGCAGACAAUCUUUUCUGAUCCUUCGAGUUCGGGAGAAAAAAAUGAGACUGCUUUACAAAAUGAAAUUCAACCAGAGAACGAAAUCCUCGAUUUAUCCAUUUUGCGGAAUCGUAUUAAGAAUUCGAGUCAUGUGGAUCAAGACAUUGGAGUGAACAUUGAUGAAUUUCUGGAAAGUGUUCGGAAAGAGGAUCUCCGUUGGAAUUCCCCCGCUCAAGAUAAAGAGCAAUAUGAUAAAAGACCCUUAAAGUACAUCCUGUACUGGAACGAGGCCUAUGGGAGCACGGAAUACGGGUUUUGUUGUGGCCAAGAGCCAUUGUAUAAGAUCCGGUGCCCGAACACCAAUUGUUACUUCACCAAUAAUCGUACUCUCUUCGGGGAGGAUCAGGAUCAAUUCGAUGCCAUUCUGUUCCAUCAACGAUCCCUCAUGGAUACAGAUCUGCCCAAAAAGCGAUCACCACAUCAGCGUUACAUUAUGUUCAUGUUAGAAUCCGCUCAGUACAACAUGGGGUUCGAAAGUCUCAAGUGGAAUAGUUUCUUCAAUUGGACCAUGACCUACCGCCGAGAUUCAGAUAUUCCAUUUCCAUAUGGAGAGAUUGCGAUCAAUCCGACAAGUUCCUUGCCUUUUGCCGAAGGAUCUGCGGAAUUAGAUUCUUGGAUCCAAACAUUCGGAGCGUCCCACUCUCAUUUGGCCAAAGGACGAACCAAAAAGGUGGCCUGGUUUGUGUCCAAUUGUGAUACCCAAAGUAAUCGGGAAAAAUUUGUCACGGCCUUGGCCACGCAUAUUCAGGUUGACAUUUUUGGCCAAUGUGGUCCCAAGAGGUGCCCUCGGUCCUCCAACGAAGAUUGUUGGGAAAUGGUCGAAAAGGACUACAAGUUCUAUCUGGCCUUCGAGAACUCGAUUUGUGUGGACUACGUCACGGAAAAAUUCUUCAAUUCCAUCAGUCAUCAAGUCAUCCCUGUGGUCUUGGGCGGGGCCGAUUACUCUGGAAUGGCCCCGAAGAAAUCCUUCAUCAGUGUCCAUGAUUUGGACAACAACCCGGCGAGAUUGGCCAAGUAUCUCAAAAAAUUAGACGAGAACGACGAUUUGUAUGCGGAAUAUUUCUGGUGGAAGGAGUUCUACAAAGUCAAGAAGGCUGACGAGGACAGAAUUCGAGCCUUCUGUAAUAUUUGUCAGAAGCUCCAUGAUCCAAAACAAGGAGAAAACAUCUAUUCUGAUCUGAAUGAGUGGUGGGACCACAAAUCCAAAUGUCGGCGAGCCCGUGUAAAACUGUGAUGACCACAGAUUCCGUCCAGAUCUUGUGAAGCAUUCAUUGCGCUUGAAUGGCACAUUGUCCGUAAUCAAUCCCCACAUUUGAUACAUUAUGAGGACAUGCUCCUUCAGAAUAGAUAUGAGUUGGAUGAUCCAUAUCAAUUAGCAGUCCUAAUCCUUGACCAAAAUACGAAACAACCUCUCGCUCUCUUAUGAUUGUCGUUUAUCUAGCGAUAUGACCAUAAAGUUUCUGACCCUUAAUGACAACUCGAUUGUUAACGAACCCCUUUACCGAUUUAUCUUACAUGAUAAGUGGACCUCGGAAAAAAGGAAGAAAAGAC